Messenger RNA from Striga hermonthica, 843 nucleotides. The record is from the annotation of a GenBank genome assembly. Lineage: Eukaryota; Viridiplantae; Streptophyta; Magnoliopsida; Lamiales; Orobanchaceae.
AUGGCAGCUGAGGAAGAUAAAAGCGAAGAUUUUUACGCCGUUUUGGGGUUGAACAAAGAUUGCACGACGUUAGAGCUGAGGAACGCGUACAAGAAGCUUGCAAUGAAAUGGCACCCUGAUCGCUGUUUUUCUGCUUCUGGGAACCCAAAUUAUGUCGAGGAGGCAAAGAAAAAAUUUCAAGCUAUCCAGCAAGCCUAUUCUGUGCUCUCGGAUGCCAACAAAAGGUUUCUGUACGAUGUAGGAGUCUAUGACUGCGACGAUGAUGAUGACGAACACGGUAUGGGUGACUUCUUGAAUGAAAUGGCUGCAAUGAUGAGCCAGAAUAAUCUCAGUGAAAAUAAAAACGAGACUUUUCAAGAAUUGCAAGAGCUCUUUGAUGAGAUAUUCCACGGUGACACUGAGUUGUUUGAGUGUUCUACUCGUUCGGUCACACCUCCAACUCAGUUAUCUUCACAAGAUUCGUGCAACGAGCCUUCUUUUUCCAUCUCAAACAAGAGAAACUCGUGUGAUAUGAGUUCCACCAAUUUCGAUGUGGAAGGAAACAGACAAAUGGAAAUUUGGGAAAACACCGAGCUGGGGAGAGCAGCCGGAGAAAGAAUAGAAAGAUGGGCCAGCAGUAAUCGGAGAGAUGGGCCAAGGCAAAAGAUCAUAACGUGUCAGGAUGUGGUACUCGAGUGUGUCCAGAUGAAUGUUGCCCGGUUUAUUGAGCUGAAAGUCACAUUUUGUAAGUCGCUUAACAUUUGCCUUACUCGGCAUUUGAGUGCUCGGCUAAGAUGGAAUAUGUACACUGGGCGAGCAAUUUCAGAAUGGUUCGUAUUCGUGUUCUUCCAUGUUCCAGUUUGA